Messenger RNA from Ornithodoros turicata, 4528 nucleotides. RefSeq lists its product as uncharacterized. The transcript has 8 exons. The record is from RefSeq and is a predicted model, not a curated record. The coding region runs from base 384 to 1817 and encodes 477 amino acids. NCBI's taxonomy places the organism in Eukaryota, Metazoa, Arthropoda, Arachnida, Ixodida, Argasidae.
ACGCAAGACGUUACAGUUACGAAAGUAUUCAGGAAGUAGGAAUUGAAGGAAAUCGGGCAUCCCAAUCGUUGUACCGCAGUGAUUCAUUUUACCUUGAUAUUUCAGUGCUCGUGUUCGACCUGCAAGGAUUCAAUUGAGAGCGUUGUAAUUAGAUCGAAGUGACGAGCUUUGCUCUUUCCGAAAUUCGAGGGCGCUGACGUUGCACACUGCGCUGUCAUUGGCUGCCCGCGUUACACGCCCGAGUUUUUUGUGCACAAAGACAGUUUACGUAUAGGAAACUGCCGUAACAAGUUCAUUUGUCGUCACCGAUAUUUGUAUUUUAUAGUUCCCGACGUCUUCGCGUUCCGUGUAAACACACAUAUCGGUACAGCGUGGAUGAUUCAAUGGAAUCACGAAAACUAAUCGCUCAUCCGAGUGUACGGAUCAGGGGCUCAGAAAAUAACUUCCUUCCAGUGCGGUGCACCAAUGAGAAGUGCCACUCGAAGGAUGCAGAUCACCUGCAUUGCCCGUUUUGCCCGAAAGCUGUGGUUUUUCAGGACGAUCGUAUUGCGGAAGCGCAUUACAGGGUGAAGCACGUCGAUAAGGGGAUAUGUUUCGCCGGUUUGAAAAUGCUACGAUGUUGCGCAUUGUGCAACAUAUCAGGGGCCAUCAAAGGAGAAAAGAGGUUCAAAGGUCCGCAUUGGCACUGCUACAAAUGUAAAAACGGGUUCUCACGUCGAGAUGAGGCGUUGAAACAUUAUCAAACCCAUUUUAAGCAACCACAAACAACUUUCCAAAUAAAUAUAGCACAGGAUGUCAAUGAGGGCAUGGGACUCUCACGGGGUGACGCAGAAAAUGGCAUGGAUGCCGAGGAGAGUUCAAUGACGCACGGUGCUGAAGGUGCUACGGCAAAUGAAGUGGUUACCAUUGAUGUGACUGCAGAGGAAGCAUCAAGGAGUGUGACCUCACCAAGUUCAGCGUGUGAUGAGCCGACAACAGUGAUGAUCAUUCAAGAGAGUGAUGAACAGCCUCAGACGGGCAUGCAUCCUUCGCACAUGUCAGAGGAUAAUGCCCAAAAGAUGGCACAGCUGGAAAGGCAGGUCGCUGAACUCAAACAGCAAGUGGAACAAGCAAAAGUGGCCUUUGCAGCUGCGGAGAGGGCUCUCCGUUCAGAGAUUGACUCGCUGCAACAGAAGCUGAAUGCCAAGACCUUUGACCUGCAGCAAGCUCAGAGGAGGGAGCAAGAGCUGCUGGCUCAGAAAGCACCAUCCAUAGAUGGCAAGCUGCAAUACCUGAUGAGCACUCUCCAAAAACAGCACAAGGAACUUCUCCAACAGCAUAUCCUUCAAGCGCGUAAUGAGGCCUACCAGAGUGCUUUCAAAGAGCUCCAGAACGGCACAGUCUUGACAACCAUUGAUGCCUCUGGAACGCCAACCAUGGUUCACCAGGACAACUCUCUCGUUGCCAUGGUUCUAGAUAGUUCUGGAACUAUGGCACUUCCAGUGUCUCUAGCUACUGCACAAAUGGGGCCGGUCAUGUGCUAUUCUCCCUCACCAUCAAAGUCUUUGCUGCACAAACAAGGUAACAUGGCGCCCAUACUGCUCUCUGGUGGACAAACCUACACUGCGGCUCCAUCAAGGACUAUUCAGCAAACAGUGGGCAAUCAACAACUUAUCCUUGCCGUAGCAGAAGCCACAGACAAUACUGAAAUGUUGUCUGCCUCUCAGCAUCAAGGGAAUGCUGUGGUUACCUGCAGAGAUAUGCAGUACCAAAUAGCUAACAUUGCGCCGACAACCAGGGAGGGAGGGCAAGAGAACUUAGAAGAGUGCAUUGGGUAGAAUAGGGUACAAGAAUGCAAGCUCUCCUUAGCCUGUGCGGGCCAGAGUGUUUACGGAAAUUAAUGAAACAGAGGAAAACCAUUGUAAAUACGUUUUAACGUACGGAAGUGCUUCCGAUUUAAUGCUUGGCAUGUACUGUCGUUGCUCUCUGUCAUUUUUGUGUCUGAUUUUAGUUGGACAUCGAAUCUGACAAACAUGUCCAUUAGAGGAGAAGUUUUGGUAGAAAGUAAAGGAAAGUAAACUGACCAGAGAAAGGCAUGUUCACAUGCGUCCUGCCCUUUGUUCAUUUUGUUUCAUUCCAUUUCUGAAGAAAGAAAAAAAAGUUGAAUGGAGAGACAGUUUGUUAAAUGAGGGUUAUUUUUCUGGAUUUUUGCACACAAGUUGCAGUGUAAGAAAGGUACACAUAGCGCUAAACACUGCAUACCAUGUCAUCAAGUCAUACUGUAUGUCCCUCGUGGGGUGCAGGGCAGCGUCGUUAUUUUUUUGGGAAUGUACUCUUAUUGCACUUUGCAGGGAUGUGAAAGUUUAUAGCAGCAAAUUGUUUCGAAGUAGGAUACACAGUUUUCUUUUUAACCUGACGUGAAUAAGAAAGAUAUUCGGGGCUUUAUAUAUAAAGGUUUCCCAAACUGGAAACUUUUGCACAGCCCUACCCAUUUCUAGUUCUUGCAAGCAAAGAAUAACCACAAAUCUGCCGUUGCACACAUAAAGCAUCAACAUGGUCUUCCUUAUAUGACUGGAAUCAGGAUGCACAUAGCCAGCUGUGUGCUAUUUCAGCGGUUUCUAGUGCAGCGAGAUUGGACAAACGGCAGAUUGAAUUCCAUUUGAUUCUUUGCUUUGUCUUUAAAGAUUUAUCGCACAGUAAAGCCCACCUCUAAUUGUGCUGUGCCUGACAAUUAUGUUUCAUCGGACUUUAUGAAUAAACAAUAAAAAUACAGUUCUAAGUUUUGUUUUUCUCAAGAAACAAAAUGGUGGUGAUCUUUGCAAUGUUUAUUAGCGAGAGCAAGCUUUGUGCAGAUGCUGAAAUGAAGGGCUUGUGGCUUUCAAGUAGCAAGCCGUGGUUUGCACUCCUUUCAUUUGAAGUGUGUAACCGUUAGCAGUCAGCAUAAUUUAGUAUGUCUAACAACAUAGGUCAAGACACUGAUAGAAGUGAUGAUGGAUACCUAGACCCUUGUGCUUUAGGGACUUCUGUUUGUUUGAAAAUGGUGGCAAUAAUCAUGUGUUAUUUCAAGAGCUGUAAAAUUGGGUGAAACUGCAGAUUUUGAGGAGCAAAGGUUUUAAAAAGAUAGAGCUUAUCAUGCUUCAGGUGAACAUGGGUUGCCGUGCAGCUGUGCCCAUGUUGGUGGAUGAGUUAGAGGUUCAUGGGCAUCAUGAAGAUAAAAAUUGAAUUAGUCGGCCCUCGUUUUGAGGAAUUAAAUAAUGAGCGACUCUUCUAUCACAAAAGUCUGUGCUCUGAUCGAGGGGUCUGAUCUGAAUUUCGACGUACAGAAUUUAGCUCUCAUUAAGAGUAUAUUUGAUUGAACUGCUGUACUUCCCUCUACUCACAAGGUAUUGAAGCUUAAUAAUUAAAAGAUAGUACACCACUAAGACAACUGAGAGUAUUCAUCAGUGGUCUUCUCUCAUGUUGGUACGACUGCGUGUUGUAUGUAAACCUAUUAUGUAAUGGUAACUUGUGACACUUUGUUACAUUGUAUAUCACUCACACUUUUAUUAUGUUUCUGCGCUAUGUAAGAAGGAAUUGGUUGAGUGUGUUCUAUAGAACACUACUUAUGCUAAUUCUUCAAUGUGGUGAAACAGUGUCAAUGCUUUCUGCAAAAAACAGAGCACUUACACAUACUUUUUUUUUCUCUCUCUCUCCUCCUUUGCUGCUUGCUGAGGGAAUACCUUCCUUUGUUUGAAACAGCUGUGAUAAAAUGAGCUGUGGUGCACAAGCAUGGGCCAUGAGCACAGUGCAACAAUAGCAGUGUUCAGCAAACAGGCCAUUCGUAUACUGUUCAUGAAAUUAGUGACACGGUCUGGAAGUUAGGGUUAUGUUCCCCAGAUGUGGUAUACCCUGCCCUUUGCACUGAUGUUGAUAUAUACCGGAAAUGUUUAUUCUGGAUAAGAGAAAAUGUUAGCCUCCUAAGAUGUGCUUUUGAAAGUUUGUACUAAGAUCUUUCCUGUAGCUACAACCAACCCAGAUUGAUAAUGGUUACAAUGACCAGUGUAAUAGGCAGACAAAGUUCUUGAGCAAGAGGUCUUGGUUGUUGAUCGUAUAAGGUAGCACUGUUACUGGUUUCUUUUCCCUGGAACUUACAAAGCUUUUGAACAUCAUCAUAUGUGAAUAGAUAUGCAGUAGGUGAGUGACUAUGGCAAGAAAUAUUGUGCUUGUUAUAUUAGAUAUACUUAACAUUGUACGUUGGGUGAUGCACGGUCUUUGUUCAAACUGGGUUCGUCAGAUUGAAUACCGUACGUAGUAAACAGGCAGGGAAUAGCUUCUCUUCCUUGUAAUAAUGGUCGCUUGGGGGGGGAUCAGCUAUGAUGAGAUUUUGCUUUAUCGGCUGUUUUUGGUUGCACCCGUAGAGUUUCAGUUAGGGAAAGUUCACGCUGUUUCUGUAUAGCUCCUUUGGGCUGUUUUCAUUCAAACUGUUUGUUGUGUUUGUGCCAAAGGCAGAUGUACAGAUGUACAUAGAUUACUAUUUUGAGAAUUAAAAUAAAGUAAAUUUUAUCAUUCA